This is a messenger RNA of Drosophila eugracilis, 1857 nucleotides long. RefSeq lists its product as uncharacterized. The coding region runs from base 192 to 1604 and encodes 470 amino acids. Lineage: Eukaryota; Metazoa; Arthropoda; Insecta; Diptera; Drosophilidae. The record is from RefSeq and is a predicted model, not a curated record. Gene Ontology annotation, molecular function: nucleic acid binding; protein binding. The transcript has 5 exons.
AAUAAAUCAGCUGUAUACAAACAACUCAUAUCGCAGAUCUCAAAUAAAAAGUUUUCUAUUCAAUAUGCUGUGAAAUAGUUCAUAAAGGUUUUUUUAAAUAUAAUAUAAAAUUUAUCCUUGAAUGUACGACUUGCGGAAUUAUCUGACCAAAUUUAUGAUCUCGUCUCCCAUUCGCUAUCGGAAUUUGUAAAAUGGCUUAUUUUCUUGGCGAACCCAUGACAGCAAACUACUAUUUAAAGGACUCAAUUGCCUACACAGAGGAUAACGUUCCUGUGAGAAAACUAUGUUGGUGCGACGCCCCGUCUCAGUUGCAGGAGGUCGAAUUGGGCUUCUACUUUGGGUGCUUCGGACAAAUAUUGGAAAUCCACGUGUUUGAGCCCAGAAGUGAAUCAAUAAGAUUUCAUAGUGGCUUUGUGAUCUUUGCUAACGCAACAGAUGCAGCCAAAGCUCUGCUAGCGAGUGAUGACAAAGUGUUCCUAGUGCAGGCCAGUGACAGCUGGGAGCAACCCGAUGCUUACGGAUCUCACCAGGAAUUGGAGCUUGAUCAGGAACCAUCGCCCAUUUUAGGCCUCAAUAACGAUUGCUUGGAGCACAUUAUUCUUCAAUUGCAACUUAAAGAUCAGUUACGGUUCGGCAGGACCUGCCAGCGUUUUAGAACAGUCUUACUAACGGCUACCGAAAGAUUUUACACUUCUGUUGAUUUCGCCCGUUUCAAGGACAUGACCUUAUGGGACUUGCGCGACUUUUUCCAACUGUAUGGAGCUCGUAUAGAGGUCCUUCAUGGUCAAUUAGAAACGGAUCACGCGGAACGGAUGGCUAAAUUCAUAAGCGAUCAUUGUAGCAAUCUUAAAACUAUACAUGUAAUGUGCAGCCCCGAAAUUAGCCUUCACUUGCACGUUAUAUUGGCCAAGGCGUACCAACUGGAGGAACUGCAGCUACAAAACUCAGAGAUCGCCGACGAACCGCUUUUGGAGCUGCAAAAUCUGGUUAAUUUAAAGAAAUUGAACUUGAGCCAGAACAUACUAAGGGGGCGAGUCUUGGUUAAGCUUCCAAUCUCCAUUGAGGUAUUGGAUCUUAACGGAUGCCAAGCCCUAAAUGUUGAAUAUCUUCCGGAGAUUUGCAACCGUUUACCCAAUCUGAGGGAACUGCAUAUAAAUAACAUUGAUACAUUGCUCUUUCCAAUUUUUAAUGAAAUGUUGUUGGACUAUUCUUAUCCAUCGCUAGAGGUGCUCAGCGUAACAGCCAACCAUUGCUCCACUUAUAAGUUUAUCCCCCAACUGCCCAACCUGAGACACUUGAUCAUCUUCAAUGACUUAAAAAAUAACAGAUCGGUUACCAACAAAAUCUGUGAAAAUCUAAUCAAUCAGUUGGUGGAGUACAAGUCGGACCAGCUAGAGCAAUUAGAAAUGUUUGGAUUUGAGUUUAUACCCAGAGAGCAGCUAAUACAAAUAACCACGCUAAUCGGUCUUCGUGUCCUUAUUUUGCCUGACACGGAUUUGCCGAAUGAUUUACUAAGGGAGUUCUCACGUCUUACAAAAUUGCAAAAAAUCAGUUUAAGGAACUCAAACGCCACGGAUCCUUGUUCUCUUCGGCGUCUAACGUAAAAUGAGGACAGGAAAAAUCCAUUCACCCAAAUGAAAAUUUAGUGCGUCGCUUUUUAUUGGUUCAAGGAUUGCUCCCAAGUAUCAGAGAAAGAUAUCUAAAAGGUAAUACAUCCCUACGACUGCUAGUACGCGAUACCUUUAAUUGGAAUUUCUAUUGUUAUUAAUCCCAAACUCACAGUUAAAACAAACUUAUCUUUGUUGUUCAUUUUGAUCAUAUAUUUGUAAUUAUUUAAUAUAGUUUGUGUUUUAAAAA